CUAGGAUACCCCGGUCGGAAAACGCUGAUGCAGAUAUGCUUUCAAAAUUGACACAAGCCUGCCCGGAGCAUGUGUCGAAGUUGGCAAAAAUUGAGAUCAUGGACGUACCGAGUACAGAUCGGUUUGAAAUCGCGGAUAUCCAACCGGGCCAAAAUUCGGCUACCGGGACAAUUGGAGCAGAUGAUGACUGGAGGCACGAUCUCAUGGAAUAUUUGGAGACCGGUCAGAAACCGGAUGACGAGGAACGGGCCAGGAAGGUGGUCCUGCGGGCUCCACGUUUUCAGGUAAUCGAUGGUCACUUGUACAAACGUGCCAUCGGUGGACCUCUCUUACGUUGCCUUACCAACCCAGAGGCUGAACGGGUAAUAGCUGAGGUGCAUGAGGGAGUUUGUGCGGCCCAUCAAAUGUCUCGCACCCUGGCUCAAAGGAUAAUAUUGCUUGGCUACUACUGGCCGACCAUUGUGGGGGAUUGUGAGCGGUAUGUCCAGAGAUGUAGGAUGUGCCAGGUAUUUUACAAACGUCCCGGCAGACCGGCCACAUACUACCAACCAACGUCUAACGUCAUACCAUUUGCCCGGUUUGGGAUUGACAUUAUUGGAGCCUUCCCGGUCGCCCAAGGCGGGAAGAAGUUCAUGAUGGUGGCUAUUGAUUACUUCACUAAAUGGGUCGAGGCCGAGGCAAUGGCUACCAUAACCGUGCGGCAGUGUGAGAAAUUUGUUUGGAAAAACAUUAUCACCCGGUUUGGUGCCCCGAAGAUGAUUGUUACCGACAAUGGUCCGAAGUUUCGUAACCCCCGGUUCACUGAGUACUUGGCUAGUUUUGGAAUCAAGCACAGCAAGGCCUCAGUAGCUUAUCCACAGGGAAAUGGCCAAGUUGAAAAUGCUAACCGGACGAUAGUGGACGACCUAAAGAAGAGGUUGGGAGAAGAAGGCCAUAAAUGGUUGGAAGCUUUGCCUCACACGGUCUGGGCGCAUAGGGUGACUUCAAGAAGGGCAACCGGAGAAACUCCAUUUGUGCUCACUUACGGAUGUGAAGCUCGGUUUCCAGUUGAAGCGGAAAUUCCAACAUUUAGAGAAACCGUGUAUCAGCCCGGCCAGAACGAGGUCGACCACCUAGCUGAGUUGAAUCUGGUGGAAGAACGAAGGACCAUAGCAGCUGUUAAGAUGACCGGUUAUCAGCAGUCGGUAAAGCGGUAUCAUGACAACCGGGUAGGACUGCGAUACUUCCAGGUGCAUGAUGAAGUCUUGCGCAGGAGGGAUGCUAGUAAGCCUAAUGAGAGGGGCAAGCUGGCGCGUAACUGGGAAGGGCCCUAUCGUGUAAAAGCAAUUGUCAGACCGGGCACUUACCAGUUGGAGACUAUGGAAGGUAGCCGGGUCGAGCGACACUGGAACUCUCACCACUUACGUAAAUUUUAUAGAUAAAGUGUAACNGUUUUGAAGGAAAACUCAAGGUUUGCCUAUCCACACGGGGCGUUGAGCCAUUGUGGAAACAGGUCAGCCUUAAAGUCUUCCCGGCUGACUAUCCAGUCUUUCGAAAAGACUUGGGUAAAAUUGUAUUCUAAGCCGGGUAAAUACAGCCGGGCUGUUAUUUAUUAAUCUAAACGGUUAAAGAAUCCAAGAUGAAGAGAAAUGAUGAGAAAUGAUAACAUAAAGCAUAUUUUCAUUA
Cuscuta campestris is the source of this 1665-nucleotide messenger RNA. NCBI's taxonomy places the organism in Eukaryota, Viridiplantae, Streptophyta, Magnoliopsida, Solanales, Convolvulaceae. The record is from the annotation of a GenBank genome assembly.